AUGGCAAAUAGAGCUGAAGACCCAGAGCACAAUGAAGAAAUCAGCACCCGUGAACAUGAACAGGGGAGCCACCCCAAACUCCCCCCACUGGGCGAGCAGAAUGCCAAGACCCAAGCAGUCAUUUCAGAGCUGGACAACAGGAAAAGAGGUCUCAAGCAGAGACAUAUUCAAAUGAUAGCUCUGGCCGGAACAAUCGGCACUGGUCUUUUCCUUGCGACAGGGAAGUCGUUGGCAAGGGGUGGACCCCUCAGCAUGUUGAUAGCGUAUCUGAUUGUGGGAAUACUCAUCUGUUUCGUGGUCUUCUCCGUGGCUGAGCUGAGUGCUCUGGCACCACUUUCAGGUGGAAUCAUCCGACACGCGGAAUGGUUCGUGGACCCCGCGCUGUCAUUUGCACAGGGGUGGAAUAGUGUGUAUGCGAAUGCCAUCUUGUUACCGGCGGAAAUGGUGGCUUGUGCUGUUAUCAUUGAUUUUUGGUCGCAUAUCAAUCAUGCUGUAUGGAUCAGUGUGUUGGGUGGACUUUUGAUUGGUACCAAUAUGCUGCUGGUCAGUAUAUAUGGUGAGUUGGAAUUCAUCUUUGCCAUGAUGAAGAUUGCAUUGAUUGUUGGUGUCAAUAUCCUGAGCAUUUGCAUUACAUCUGGCGCAGGCCCAAAAGGCUACCCCAUCGGGUUCCGGUUUUGGAGAGACCCCGGUCCCUUCGUCCAAUUUCUUGGAAUACCCGGCUCAUGGGGGCAAUUUCUUGGAUUCUGGCGUGUUCUGAGCAGUGCAGCAUAUGCAUUUUCAAACGUGGAAAACAUUUCAGUCGCAGCUGCUGAGACACAAAACCCACGAUAUAACAUUCCGAAAGCUGCCAAAAGAGUGUUUCUGAGAAUUUUGAUAUUCUACUUGAUCACCAUUUUCAUGAUGGGCUUGGUCGUUGCGUCCAAUGACCCGGGCUUGUUGGCAGACUCUGGAGAUGCAGGAGCCUCCCCAUUCGCAAUUGCGGCUACCAACGUAGGAAUAAAAGCGGUACCAUCGAUCAUCAAUGCUGUUGUUGUGACAAGUGCAUGGAGUGCUGCGAAUUCCGCAAUGCUUGUCGGGACCAGGACGCUAUACGGUCUCGCACAAGAGGGCCACGCCCCGAGAAUCUUGACUCGCCUUAAUCGAUUCGAGGUCCCUUGGCUGUCAGUUGCCGCCGUUGGAUCUUUCCUCGCCCUGGGUUAUAUGACCCUCUCGUCAGCAGCUUCAGUUGUUUUCGACUGGCUUCAGCAGUUGGUUUCUGCCGCUUCCUUGGUGCAUUGGAUAAACAUUGAGAUCAUCUACCUUCGUUUCUAUUAUGGCUGUAAGAAGCAAAACAUCGACCGCAAUGAGCUACCUUGGCAAUCCCCAUUCCAACCAUACGCAGGCUGGAUUUCUUUGAUUGGGUUCGCGAUUAUCCUGAUCACUGGCGGAUUCUACGUUUUCAUAGACGGGAACUGGAGUCCUCAAACCUUUGUGUCAUCUUACUUCAACAUCCCGUUGAUCUUCGUUUUGUACUUCGGCUACAAGUUCUGGCAGAAGACUCGACUUGUUCCCUUGAACGAAAUCCCGAUUCGGGGAUUCCUGCAACUUGCAGAUGAUACUCCGGAGGAUAUACCGCCUCCAACUACUGGGUGGAGGAAGUUAAAUAUUCUUUGGGGGUGA
Messenger RNA from Penicillium olsonii, 1659 nucleotides. The record is from the annotation of a GenBank genome assembly. Lineage: Eukaryota; Fungi; Ascomycota; Eurotiomycetes; Eurotiales; Aspergillaceae.